This is a messenger RNA of Amphibalanus amphitrite, 2899 nucleotides long. RefSeq lists its product as uncharacterized. The coding region runs from base 199 to 2304 and encodes 701 amino acids. Gene Ontology annotation, biological process: DNA integration. Gene Ontology annotation, molecular function: nucleic acid binding. The record is from RefSeq and is a predicted model, not a curated record. Lineage: Eukaryota; Metazoa; Arthropoda; Thecostraca; Balanomorpha; Balanidae. The transcript is spliced from 2 exons.
AAGUUCUGCAAGGCCCGUUCGAUUCCGUAUGCAUACAAGGCAAAGGUAGAGGAGCAGUUAGAUGCUGAUAUCGCUAGUGGGGUUUUAGUACCAGUGAAAGACAGUCGCUGGGCAGCCCCUAUUGUACCUGUGAUUCGGCCUGAUGGCAAGAUCAGAGUCUGCGCAAAUUUCAAGCUAACCGCUAACACUGCUGUGCGCAUGGACCGUUACCCUCUGCCCAAGACGGAGGACAUGCUGUCUUCCUUGAGUGGGAAAAAUAUAUUUUCCAAACUCGACCUAGCGCAGGCAUACAAUCAGUUGGUCGUCCAUGAAGAGUCACGCGAGAUACUCACCAUCAACACGUCUCGUGGGCUUCUCAGAUAUUCCAGGAUACCGUUCGGCGUGAACGUGGCCAGUGGCGUCUUCCAGCGCGAGAUGGAGAAGCUGUUGGCGGGCAUCCCUGGAGUCGUCGUCUUCCUCGAUGAUGUUCUGCUCAGCAGUGAGACCCGGGAGCAGCACUGGAAGCUGCUCGACGUCGUUUGUCAACGUCUUCAAGACGCCGGUCUCCGUGUCAGGGAGGAGAAGUGUCUGCUCUUCCAGAGUCAGGUCGACUACCUGGGACACCUCAUCAGCGCAAGCGGAGUCCGCACGAACGCCUCCAAGGUAAAGGCUAUCUUGGCUGUCCCCGAGCCCAAGACAGUAUCGGAGCUGAAGACCUUCCUGGGUCUCAUAUCUUAUUACUCGCGAUUUGUUCCUGACAGAGCUUCUAGUUCGGCACCCCUCUAUGACCUCCUAGGGAAGAAUGCUGUGUGGCGCUGGGGCUCAAAGGAGAGAGACAGCUUCAACAAGGUCAAAGAAAAGUUGGCAGCAAAUACGCUGCUUGUCCACUAUGACAACACCAAGCAGCUCGUUUUGACUUGUGACGCUUCUAGCGUUGGUGUGGGCGCUGUGCUGUCUCAGAUCGAUGACGCAGGGAGAGAGAUGCCCAUCGCUUUCGCAUCUCGACGGCUGUCACUAUCUGAGUCUAGAUACGCCCAGAUAGAGCGCGAAGGACUGGCCAUAAUCUUUAGAGUCACAAAGUUCCACAAUUAUUUGUGUGGCGUACCUCGACCGUUCGCUCUGGUUACUGACCACAAGCCCUUAGUGAAAAUGUUCGGUGAACAUGAAGGACUGCCAGAGAUGACUGCCGCGCGGAUUCGCAGGUGGGCGCUUAAACUGUCGUGUUACAACUACACCAUACGGUUCCGCCCUACAGGCCAGAUGGGUAACGCAGAUGCACUGAGUCGCUUACCUGUUCCCACAGAAGUCGGCGCACAGAUGGAAGAGCUGGUGCUGCUGGUUGAUGAUGUGCCUCAUGAUGCUGAAGAGCUGGUUCUCCUCGCAGGUGCAGACUGGCUGGAUUCCAAGGCGAUCGCGCUGCAGACCAGUCGAGAUCCGGUGCUGUCCAAAGUCCUGAGGUGGGUGCAGUUCGCAGACUGGCCGUCCGAGGCACCAGAUGACUUCAAACCGUUUAUCAGAAGGAGGGACGAGCUUACUCAGACAGCGGGAGUGCUUCUGUGGGGUCACAGGGUGGUGGUACCCCAGUCAAGUAGGGAGACUGUUCUGCGUGAACUCCACGUGAGUCACCCCGGGAUGCGGCGUAUGAAGUCGCUAGCCAGAUCGAUUGUAUGGUGGCCUGGUAUCGACGCGCAGAUCGAGCGGGUUGUGCAAAACUGUUCGCCUUGCCAGCAGAGUCGACCCAAGCCGCCGCACGCCGAGCUGCAUCCAUGGGCCUGGCCAUCUAGACCGUGGUCCCGGAUCCACUGCGACUUCGCCGAACCGGUACGCGGCAAGUAUGUGUUCUGCAUGGUCGACGCCCAUUCCAAGUGGGUGGAGGCGGAGGUUCUGCCGUCCACCGCCUCUGCUCCCGUUAUCGCUUGUCUCCGCCGUGUGUUUGCAAGGUGGGGACUGCCAGAUAUGUUAGUCUCCGACAAUGCUACCACCUUUACGUCUGAUGAGUUUCAGCGCUUCUUGGCCGGCAACCGGGUCUGCCACCGCACGAUCGAGCCCCGACAUAGCCAGGGCAAUGGGUUGGCCGAGCGCGUGGUUAAGGAAGUGAAACUCGUGUUGCAGAGAGACGCAGGAGACGGCUGGGAGCUGGCGUUGUCCAAGUGGCUCCUGCGGCAGAGAACGACGCCUCACUCUACAACGACUGUAACGCCUGCCGAGCUGAUGCUGGGACGCAAGCUGAAGACACGACUCGAUCGUAUGUAUCCCGAUUUGAACAGGUCAACCGGCUGGUGCGGCAUGCACUACCACACCGGCUGUAACGACGCUGCCCACUGAUGUCGAGAUCUCCCGUGGCGGCGUCCCUCGACCGACUGCUGGGACCGUCUCUCAAGGCGCCGCGCUGGCCGCCGCCGAGAAAGACAUGGCCACGCGUCGUUCGACUGCUGGGCCGCCGGUUGAGGAGCUGCGGCCGCCGCCAGUCCCGAGUGCUGCCACGGGUUCGCAGUCGCAGUCGUCGAAUCCAAAAACUGUGGUGCGUUCCCCUGAGCGGGCGGCGCCCGCCGGUGCGCGCCGGGGGCCGUCGGAGACUAGUGGCGGACCGGACGUUCCGGGUGCGCAAACAUCGGCGCCGUCGCCUCGGAGAUCCGGUCGUGUGCGGAAUUCUCCUGACUUUUUCCAGAGUGUCUGGUUUUGUCGCGUUCCGUGAGGUGUACAGUGAGGUUAUAAGCGUGUUUUUUUUGGAAGGGAGGUGAUGUGGUGCAUGUAACCCUAGCUGACCCGUCGAGGGCGCGGCCCGAUUGGCCGCGACCGGUCACGUGACCGGCCGGUCACGUGACCGACCGUGCCAGACGCUGGGGUGGGCUCGGCCGGACGGGGAGUCGGGCUGUGACUGUGACACUGUCGCCAUCGCCGCUGAAUACAGAAGUACGCU